GCUGCCCAUGCUGGUGCUCCCUGCCCUGGCCCUGCUCAGCGCCAGCCGCACGGGCUCGGCCGCUCAAGACGACGACUUUUUUCAUGAACUGCCAGAAACUUUUCCAUCUGACCCACCUGAACCUUUGCCACAUUUCCUGAUUGAGCCUGAAGAAGCUUAUAUUGUGAAGAACAAGCCUGUGAACCUGUAUUGUAAAGCCAGCCCUGCCACCCAGAUCUACUUCAAGUGCAAUAGUGAGUGGGUUCAUCAGAAGGACCACAUAGUAGACGAGAGAGUGGAUGAAACCUCUGGUCUCAUUGUCCGGGAAGUGAGCAUUGAGAUUUCGCGCCAGCAAGUGGAAGAACUCUUUGGGCCUGAUGAUUACUGGUGCCAGUGUGUGGCCUGGAGCUCAGCGGGCACCACCAAGAGCCGGAAGGCCUACGUGCGCAUCGCAUAUCUACGCAAGACAUUUGAGCAGGAACCCCUGGGGAAGGAAGUAUCCUUGGAACAGGAAGUUUUGCUCCAGUGUCGACCGCCUGAAGGGAUCCCAGUGGCAGAGGUGGAAUGGUUGAAAAAUGAAGACAUAAUUGACCCAGUUGAAGAUCGGAAUUUUUAUAUUACUAUUGAUCACAACCUCAUCAUCAAGCAGGCCCGCCUCUCAGAUACCGCGAACUAUACAUGUGUCGCCAAAAACAUUGUUGCCAAGAGGAAAAGCACAACGGCGACUGUCAUCGUCUACGUAAACGGUGGCUGGUCCACCUGGACAGAGUGGUCUGUGUGUAAUAGCCGCUGUGGACGGGGGUUUCAGAAGCGCACGAGGACCUGCACCAACCCAGCACCCCUCAACGGUGGUGCCUUCUGUGAAGGGCAGAGCGUGCAGAAAAUAGCCUGUACCACGUUGUGCCCAGUGGAUGGCAGGUGGACCUCCUGGAGCAAGUGGUCUACUUGUGGGACGGAGUGCACGCACUGGCGCAGGAGGGAGUGCACGGCGCCCGCCCCCAAGAACGGAGGCAAGGACUGCGAUGGUCUGGUCUUGCAAUCCAAGAACUGCACUGAUGGGCUCUGCAUGCAGAGUUUCAUUUAUCCUAUUUCAACUGAACAGAGAACCCAGAAUGAAUAUGGAUUUUCUUCUGCUCCUGAUUCAGAUGACAUUGCUCUGUAUGUUGGCAUCGUCAUAGCAGUGAUUGUUUGCCUGGCCAUUUCUGUGGUUGUGGCCCUCUUUGUGUAUCGGAAGAAUCACCGUGACUUUGAGUCUGAUAUUAUUGACUCUUCGGCACUCAACGGAGGCUUUCAGCCUGUGAACAUCAAGGCAGCAAGACAAGAUCUCCUGGCAGUACCUCCAGACCUCACAUCAGCUGCAGCCAUGUACAGGGGACCUGUCUAUGCCUUACAUGAUGUCUCAGACAAAAUCCCCAUGACCAACUCUCCAAUUCUGGACCCGCUGCCUAACCUGAAAAUCAAAGUGUACAACACCUCAGGUGCUGUCACCCCCCAGGAUGACCUCUCUGAGUUUGCAUCAAAGCUGUCCCCUCAGAUGACCCAGUCCUUGUUGGAGAAUGAGGCCCUGAACCUGAAGAGUCAGAGUCUGGCAAAGCAGUCUGAUCCGUCCUGCACCGCAUUUGGCACCUUCAACUCUCUCGGGGGCCACCUUAUUGUUCCCAAUUCAGGAGUAAGCUUACUGAUUCCUGCUGGGGCCAUUCCCCAAGGGAGAGUCUACGAGAUGUAUGUGACUGUACACAGGAAAGAAACUAUGAGGCCACCCAUGGAAGACACCCAGACACUCCUGACCCCUGUGGUGAGCUGUGGGCCACCGGGAGCCCUGCUGACCCGCCCCGUCAUCCUCACUAUGCAUCACUGCGCAGAUCCCAACACCGAGGACUGGAAGAUACAGCUCAAGAACCAGGCAGCACAGGGGCAGUGGGAGGAUGUGGUGGUGGUGGGAGAGGAAAACUUCACCACCCCCUGCUACAUUCAGCUGGAUGCAGAAGCCUGCCACCUCCUCACAGAGAACCUCAGCACCUACACCCUGGUCGGGCAGUCCAUCACCAAAGGGGCCGCCAAGCGCCUGAAGCUGGCCAUCUUCGGCCCACUCUGCUGCUCCUCUCUAGAGUACAGCGUCCGAGUCUACUGUCUGGAUGACACCCAAGAUGCCCUGAAGGAAGUUUUGCAGCUUGAGAGACAGAUGGGAGGACAGCUCCUAGAAGAACCGAAGGCUCUUCAUUUCAAAGGCAGCACCCACAACCUGCGCCUGUCCAUUCACGACGUCGCCCAUUCCCUCUGGAAGAGCAAAUUGCUGGCUAAGUAUCAGGAAAUUCCUUUUUACCACAUCUGGAGUGGGUCGCAAAGAAACCUCCACUGCACAUUCACUCUGGAAAGAUUCAGCCUGAACACGGUGGAGCUGGUUUGCAAACUGUGUGUGCGACAGGUGGAAGGAGAAGGGCAGAUCUUCCAGCUCAACUGCACCGUCUCAGAGGAACCCACUGGCAUGGACUUGCCUCUGCUGGACCCCGCGAGCACCAUCACCACCCUGACAGGCCCCAGUGCUUUCAGCAUCCCUCCCCCGAUCCGGCAGAAGCUCUGCAGCAGCCUGGAUGCCCCCCAGACAAGAGGUCACGACUGGAGGAUGCUGGCGCACAAGCUAAGCCUGGACAGGUACUUGAAUUACUUUGCCACCAAAUCAAGCCCCACUGGAGUAAUCCUGGAUCUUUGGGAAGCACAGAACUUCCCGGAUGGAAACCUGAGCAUGCUGGCAGCUGUCCUGGAAGAAAUGGGAAGACAUGAAACCGUCGUGUCUUUAGCAGCAGAAGGACAGUAUUGACCCACGCCGGACUGAAUGCACAGGGAGUCUGUGGCCGUCCCGGGGAUCACAGCUGAGGAGGAAACCCAGACCAGACCAAUGAGCUUCACAGGCAAGAUGGCCGCUGGAGAGAGAAGGAAAACAGAUACGAACUACCGCUAUAUACGCCCACUUUAUGGGACCUCUUCCCCGGAGUUAAGAACAAUUGUGUACAUUUGUACCUUGAAUUUAGAAACCAACCUAAUUUUCCUCUUUGUUGGGCUGUAUGCUGUGUGGUACAGGAUCUUACAGUUUCCUAGGAAACGCUUUUUAUUGCUAUCCAGAUAUAUGGAUAAACUUUCUUAACAAACCCAAUUUCUACAAACGUUGUUUACAUCAAAUUGGACAGGGAUGCAGACACUGUCCAUGGCUCGUUCUAUUUUUGUUUAAAUCAUUUGAAGUUGAAGCUGUGGACGGUUUGUUGUGUCUAUUUCAGAUUAGUAAUUCACAGAGAAAUCACAGACUUUUGCUACAAAUCACGUGCAUCAAGUGUCUCAGAUAAUCCUCCCAUCGUGUUCUGUUUCUAGAACUUGUAAAACCAGUGUUACUGUUUGUAUCAGGGAAGUGGAGAAUCUAAGUGUGAAGGAGAAAUAGCUAAGAGUCCUUAUUCCUUCAGGACACCCACCCGGUGCCCUCUGGGAAUAAAGCUGCAGCGUUGCAGGAAAGACAGUGAUUCACGUUCAACCACACAAACAAGCAUUUCUUCACAACAUGUGUGUUUGUAAUAUGCAAUCUGAAGUGGUGUUUUUUAAGGUAUCAUUAUUAUCAUUAUUAUUAUUGAUGAGUAUUUACAAGUAUUCUAGUAAAAGGCUUUUCUUUUAGCUUCGGUUUUUGUUAGCAGUACUGUUAGUAUUUAGCUAUUGACUAGACCUGCCUCACCUUCUCCCAUAACAAGGUGGGCGUGGUCACCAGUUUAAUUAAACAGUCAUUGCUUCCUUGACCUUUCAUCUUUUCCCACCAUUUUGCCCCAGAAAGGUAGUAAAUGCUUACUGGCUUUGUCCGUCUGUUCUUGCGGCUUGCUCAGGCAGGGUCUUUCUCCUCUGAGUCCUCUAUUCAAGUUCACUUAAUAUUGGGGUCCUGUGGCCCCACACUGACUGCCCUCAGGACUCUCUCCCUUAGAGGCAGCGGGUUUGGAGGAGGCCUCUGACAUGGAAAUCAGGAGACCAAUUCUCAUUCUGGGUUUGUCAUUGUCUAGCUGUGCUCCCUUGGGAAAGUCAUUUAACCUCACCAGACCUCAGUGUCCUCGCCUGUUAAAUAGUGGGGUGGGGUUAGAGAAUCUCAAGGUUCCAAAACGCUGGGCCUCCACUCCAGUGCCAUUCACCAGUGUGAAGACCACAGUGGACUCUGAGCUGGAUCAUUUAAAGAUCCAUCGAGGCUAGACUCUUAUCCAGGCUACAUUAUGCCUUUCAGAUAGUUCCAACUUGGAAGACAAUGAUUCUAACCUGUAACAUAUUUGUUAUGCUUUCAAGUCUUGUCUUUGCGUCAUUGGAUUAUGCUGUUCCCUGAGAGAUGGCAUCCUUUAUUAUCACUUUCGUUCCUCUCUUGGGACUAUUUGCCUUCCUGGUUAGUAGCAAAUUAUGUUCUAUUACUGUCUUGGUCAAAAUUUUUAAAUUAAAAAAAUUUUUUAACUGAAAAAUAGUUCAUCAAGGGACUAUUUUGUGUAAACUAUGAUACAGUAUUUCCUUAGGACCAUCACAGGCUCUUUGUUUUAGCACAGGGACUCAAUUCAUUCAGCAGGCGGGGAUUAGAGAGUUAACAGCCCAGUGGCCUAGCCAAGAUUGAAAAACAAGAAGCCACGCAGUUGAAGAAGAACCUUCAAAACAUGGCUGUGGUUGACUUUUGGGCUAGAGGUGUCCAGGUUGCUGAAUGGAUUUGAAUUAGAAGUAAUUUCAGAUAUUUCUCCCUUCUUUCCACAUAUAUUUCCUCUCCUGACUAUUUUGGUGACUUCUAGAUAUUUCCAGCCCCCUCCAUCUUUGUCACUGAGAAAAUACUGAUACCUUGAUAUGGAGACUUUUCUUCCAGACCUUUUAUUUCUCAUUUUCUGUUGUAGGUAUGCAUUCUAUAACCAGUCUCUCUCAGGCCACUCCCUGCACCAUAUAUAAAAUAUGUUACACUUAUCAUGAAAGGGAAAGAUUGCACUAAUAAACAAUUUCAGUGGAUAAUAUCUGUACCAAUGCAUAUUUGACCAAAAGAUAGUAAAAUUGUAUUCUACAUUAAAAAAUUGUAAAUAUAUAUUUUUUAAAAUGGAGGAGGAGAAAAAAAGAGCUAUUAUCCAUUGCUGCAUCUUAAAAUAACUUCUCAAGAUUGCUCAUCAUUACUGGUUUGGGGGGGUUGUCAUCUAUGGAAAUCAAGAAUUAGAAAUCUGAAGGCUUCUCAAAGGAACUUUCAUGCCUAGUGAAAAGUAGAGAGGAGAAAAUAUCCAGCUAUCCAGAUAACCAAUUCAAAACUUGAACUAGAAAAAAAAUCAUUAAAAAGUCAUAAACUCAGAAAUAUUGAACACAGCAGGCAGGGACUAUAUUAUCAAAGCCAUCGAGGGCCUUUGGCGUUCACUUCAGAGGUUUCAUGUUUUUGGAUUCAGCAUCCCAGCACCAGAAACAGGAAGAGUGGUUGAUUCUUUAUUAAGUAAGGUACUCAUCUAUCAUCUGUUGUAGAACCCUGUUAUGUUUCCUAUCAAGUAAAUGGCAACUUCCAUACUUAUAACGCACCACUUAUGUCAGAUAAUCUUCACUAUGAAUUCUGAUUUCCUUCUUUGGAAAAGUGUAAUAACUUUUAGUUUGCUCUCAAACUUAGAAGCUCCAGAGCCAACAUUUCAUUUCAAGGGAGUCACUUCACCAACCAUUCUAUGUGACCAGUUCUGCCUCUCAUGCUUAUUUAGCUUGUGCAGAAAGACAAGGCUUACUUCAUUUGGAAGGGAAUACCUAUCCCUUGUGCAUGGUGCCAUCUAGUGGUGUAUAACACAAUCUACUUUCAGUUUAAUAUAAAAACACUAAAAGUUGACAAAGGAACUGAAAACCUGCAGAGUCAAUAGGGCCUUUAUAACAAAUAGAUGUGCGGACACUUCACUUCAAAUACAGUUUUCGUAUUCUCACUUUUUUUCUUCUCAAUUAAAGUACCCAUAUCAAAAAUUGCAUGUCAUUAUGAGCAUAUUAUGUCAUCAACUCAUUCCAACAUGACACAUCUCAAGUCGGAUUUUGAUAAUAGAAAUACAUAAGCAUCUUUAUAAAACAGUCUUUGAAGAAUUGUCAUUUUAACAUUUAUAUUUUUCAUUGGGCUUUAUAUUAAAUCUUUAUUUUAAAUCUC
Myotis brandtii (Brandt's bat) is the source of this 6115-nucleotide messenger RNA. RefSeq names its product unc-5 netrin receptor C (gene UNC5C). Gene Ontology annotation, biological process: netrin-activated signaling pathway. NCBI's taxonomy places the organism in Eukaryota, Metazoa, Chordata, Mammalia, Chiroptera, Vespertilionidae. The transcript has 17 exons. Gene Ontology annotation, molecular function: protein binding; netrin receptor activity. Gene Ontology annotation, cellular component: membrane. Bases 8 to 2797 code for a protein of 929 amino acids. The record is from RefSeq and is a predicted model, not a curated record.